Molecule: messenger RNA, 990 nt
Organism: Histoplasma mississippiense
Lineage: Eukaryota; Fungi; Ascomycota; Eurotiomycetes; Onygenales; Ajellomycetaceae
Exons: 3
Coding region: 1-990 (329 amino acids)
Cellular component (GO): cytoplasm
Molecular function (GO): oxidoreductase activity, acting on the CH-OH group of donors, NAD or NADP as acceptor
Source: RefSeq, a predicted model, not a curated record
AUGGAUUUCAACAGCCCCACCCCGCUGGACUUCAUCCGCGGCAAAACAAUUCUGCUUACUGGUGGCGCGUCCGGAUUUGGCGCCACAUUUUUCUCCCGCUGGGCUGCUGAAGGUGCAACAGUGAUAAUAGGUGACAUCAAUACGGUAGCGGGAGCCGAACUCGUCGCACGUGUUCGGGAAGAAACUCAGAACCCAAACCUACAUUUCCUACCCCUGGACGUAACCUCCUGGCAGUCUCAAGUCGACUUCUUCCGCGAAGCUGUGAAGCUCAGCCCGCAUGGCGGGAUCGAUACUGUUGUGGCCAAUGCGGGCAUAAACAAUGCGAAGGAGUCCAAAUAUUUCGAAGAGCCCCCAAUAGACUACCAAAAUGACUCCAACCCACCCGCACCGCGAUUCUCCACCAUUGAUACUUCUUACUGCGUCUCUAAACAUGGUGUUAUGGGUCUUUUCCGUUCUCUGCGCGUCACAACCCCGCUUCGAGAUGGGGUUCGGGUGAAUAUUCUCUGCCCGUACUUUACUGAGACUCCAAUCCUCGGCAUCAGCGGCAAGGUCAUUUUAUCCGGCGCCGCACUGACAGAUAUUAAUCACGUCUGUGAUGCGGCGACGCGCUUUGUGGCGGAUCCUGGGUGCGUGGGUCGCAGUGUGGUGAUUGCGCCGAAGCUCAGGGUUCGGUCUCCCCUGUCUGGACUUGCUCCUGACGGCGAAUCGGAAGGAGGAGAGGAACGGAUCCCAGGGAUGGGUGGGUUGAAGGGUAUUCCUGAUAUGCAGGACGUGUACGACCUUGCAACGAAUCCUACAAAUAGUGGGCUGAGGGCCGAAUCGAAAGCUGGUGGAGAUGGGAGGGAGGUGAGGGAUAUCGCGAUUUGGGAAUUUUACACGCAUGAUUUGGAUGACUCGGAACUAUUCACCCGGAGGAUUGUUGGGAUUUUACUGAUCACGGCUAGGAAAGACAAUGUUUGUUUACCUCUUGUUGGCGAUCAACUUUUCUAA